AUCAUGCGUCGUGCAGUGGAAGAAAUCUCAACAGGAUCAGACUCGGAUUACUCAAACUCUUGGAUUUCAUGGUUUCUCUCGUCGAAAGGAAAUGAAUACUUCUGCGAAGUUGAAGAAGACUACAUCAUGGACCGCUUCAACUUAACGGGACUAAAUACCGAAGUUCAAAAUUACAAUCAAGCCCUAGACCUAAUCACAGAUAACUUAGACGACGAAAUGGCCGAUGAAUUCCGAGGAUCGUUAGAUGUCCAAGCACGACUGUUAUACGGCCUUAUCCAUGCGCGGUGGAUUAUCACUUCACGGGGGUUGGCAAAAAUGCUUGAGAAAUAUAAGAAGGCUGAUUUCGGUCGUUGUCCACGCGUUCUUUGUCAACAACAGCCAUUGUUACCUGUCGGUCUAAGCGACAUUCCAUACGAAAAAUCGGUCAAACUCUACUGCGGUCGAUGCGAGGAUAUCUAUUCUCCCAAGUCCUCACGACAUGGAUCUAUCGACGGCGCAUAUUUCGGCACAUCUUUCCCGCACAUGCUCUUCCUAGUCUACCCAGCCAUGAUCCCUCCAAAGAGUGGCCCGCCGGACGUGUUAUCGGGUAGUGUACGCGGGACUGAAGGCAGCGAAAGCUCCCGACGCAGACGUGCACGGGAUGAGCCAGAGGCGAUUGCAGAAGGUGUAGGCGAAGGCGUUAGCACGGCAGCAGCGGCCCUUAAAGCAGAGAGAUACCGACCGAAAAUUUUCGGUUUCCAAGUACAUGAAAUUGCGAAGCUACAGCGAUGGCAGGAAGCAGUAAGAGAUAGACAAGUGGCUAAGCUGGAGGAGCUAGAAGAACAAGGACUUUAGAUGCUGCGUCGAACUUUACUCGAUUUAUGUCUGAUGCUUUGCAGAAUGCUUGUACAUCAAUUUGUUUUGCUAUACCUGAUUUUUCAAAAUUCAAAUAAUGCGGG
Fomitiporia mediterranea MF3/22 is the source of this 938-nucleotide messenger RNA. RefSeq lists its product as uncharacterized. The record is from RefSeq and is a predicted model, not a curated record. The transcript is spliced from 6 exons. Gene Ontology annotation, cellular component: cytoplasm; protein kinase CK2 complex. Gene Ontology annotation, molecular function: protein kinase regulator activity. NCBI's taxonomy places the organism in Eukaryota, Fungi, Basidiomycota, Agaricomycetes, Hymenochaetales, Hymenochaetaceae. Bases 4 to 834 code for a protein of 276 amino acids.